AUGAAAGACCAUGCUAGUGACCGCUGGGUACAGAUGAUGAGCAAGAUUAUAUUAGGCGACAGAGAUGGUUUCCAAACACGGUUUGAUUCUGCAAAGUCCACUUUCGAGAACAUUUCGAUGUUUUCCCGCACGCCGAGUGAUCUUCAACCGAUAUCCGAAGCUUGGAGGGCACUGAACAGCAAUCGUAACUGGGAGAUAUUCUGCAAUAAGGACAGAUUUCAAGUUGCUCCAAAAAGUGGACUGGCAAGAGAUACAGCCCGACAAACGCCGAAUCCAUGGCCGGUGCUCCCCAGGGUGUAUAAAAAGGUGAAGGAUUGCUACGAUACAACCUUCACGGCAGGUUCAGGCGUAGCAGCAUCUAAAAUGAUGACAAGGGACUCGGUCCUCAAGGAUCAUAAGGUAUUUCAUCAAGCCCUCAUCAACGGCGAUGACCUCAGUAAAGUCAAUUGGAAAACUGUUAUGGACGUUGCAUCAUCGACAGAUGUUUGCACAUGGUUCAUAAGCCAUACAGCAAAUGGGGGCUGGCUCCAAAUUGAUAAAGACCUGGUAGAAAAGGUCAAGUCCGACGAGUUCCGUGCCAACGUCAAGGAUGCUUCUCCAAUGGAUAGGUUGAAAACCAUAGGAAGCACCUUUCUUCAUGAGGCAACACACACAAACCAAGGAGGGCAGCUUGAGGACGUAGUGAUUCCGGACGGACUUAAGCAAAAGAUUCCCAGCUGCUAUAAUUGGAAAUGCGUUGUAGAAAUGGCUAAAGAGCCGUCCAUCAAUGUUGAAAGAAACUCUGAUUCAAUUGCAAUACUAGGUAUUGCACUGAAGCUAUGGAAUUUGAACCACUAUGUGGACGAAGAGGGUGUGAUUCAUGAGAUCGGUGUUUAG
Molecule: messenger RNA, 876 nt
Organism: Colletotrichum truncatum
Lineage: Eukaryota; Fungi; Ascomycota; Sordariomycetes; Glomerellales; Glomerellaceae
Source: RefSeq, a predicted model, not a curated record